UUGCACAAUAAUGUUGACCGUUCAAUCCUAUUAUUUUAAUACCUUUUCUGUCAAAUAACAUUAUUCAUUAUGUCUGACAAUAUCGGAAUGCAAAAUACCGAAAAUAUGAAUGAAUCUAUUACUAACUUGAUUGAAGAAGCCAUCGUUAAAGAGCAUUUAAAAUUUUACGAAUACGAACAAUUUAGUAACUUUCAACAAAUUGGUUCUGGGAGUUCUGGAAAAGCAUACCGUGCAAAUUGGAAAAAUUCAGAAAAACAAUUUGCAAUAAAAUCAUUUUAUAAUUUUAACAAUAUCACUCUGAAAGAAAUUAUUCGUGAGGUAAAAAUUCAACGUGAAGUUGAUGUUCGCGAUAAAAUUAUGUAUUGUCAUGGAAUAACAAAAUUCGAAUCAGAAAAUCAUGAUAAUAAUUAUAAUUAUAUGUUGGUAAUGGAAUGUGCAGACGGUGGUAGUCUUCGAGACUAUUUGAAGAAUAACUUCAGUAAACUUGCUUGGAGUGAUAAAUACCUUAUGGCAUACCAGCUAGCUUGCGCUGUAUCAUGCUUAUAUAAUAUGGGGAUUGUUCAUUGUGAUCUGCAUUCUGGCAAUGUAUUAGUUCAUCAAAACAAAAUCAAAUUGGCAGAUUUUGGAUUAUCAAAAAGAAUUAGAGCAUCAUCUAAUUUUCAAUCCAAAUUAUUUGGGAUGAUUCCUUAUGUUGAUCCAAAAACCUUUAACGGACAAAGAAAUGAUAAUAACCAAACAACACAAAUAUAUACACUAAAUACACUAAAUGAAAAAAGUGAUGUUUACAGUAUUGGAGUAUUAUUAUGGGAAAUAUCAAGUGGGCGACGUCCUUUUUACGAUCGAUAUAAUGUUAAUUUAAUUUUGGAAAUUUCAAAUGGUCUUAGAGAAACUAUUAUUCCUGACACACCUGAAGAUUACAUAAAAAUUUAUACUAAAUGUUGGGAUAAUGAGCCAGAUAAUCGACCAACUAUAUAUCAAGUAGUUAAUUGGUUGAAAGAAAUCAUUUCAAAUACAGUUGUAACACAAAAUACUCAAUUCUCAAGCAAGAAAGAACUUAAUGAGAAUCUAGAAUCACAAAGAGAAAUAUCUCAAUUUAUUCAAAACUUUAAUAAAAUAAAUAUACAAGAAAUUGAUCCUAAAAUAUUAUCAAAUGAACGAGAAAAAGUUUUAUUUGAAAAAGGUUUUGACAUAAUAGAUGAAGUAAAUGAUUAUAUUAUUAAACUUGUAAAUAGAGGAAUUGAAUGGCAGAUGUUAAAGCGACAAAUUAUUGAUUAUUUUGUUAAUUACAAUAUUGAUUUGCAAGAAAUGUAUAAUUGGUUAUUGAAUAAUCAAAACAAUUCAAAUUCUAUUUUUUUAUUUGGCUAUUUUAAUUUUUAUGGAAUUGGAGUAAAACGUGAUUAUAAAAAAGCAUUUAAUUUAUUUGUUGAUGCAU
This is a messenger RNA of Rhizophagus irregularis DAOM 181602=DAOM 197198, 1432 nucleotides long. Lineage: Eukaryota; Fungi; Glomeromycota; Glomeromycetes; Glomerales; Glomeraceae. The record is from RefSeq and is a predicted model, not a curated record.